Messenger RNA from Chrysochloris asiatica (Cape golden mole), 804 nucleotides. It is a transcript of the gene PHOSPHO1, whose product is annotated as phosphatase, orphan 1. Bases 1 to 804 code for a protein of 267 amino acids. The record is from RefSeq and is a predicted model, not a curated record. The transcript is spliced from 2 exons. Gene Ontology annotation, molecular function: phosphatase activity. Gene Ontology annotation, biological process: bone mineralization involved in bone maturation. Lineage: Eukaryota; Metazoa; Chordata; Mammalia; Afrosoricida; Chrysochloridae.
AUGAGCGGGUGUUUUCCAGUUGCUGGCCUCCGAUGCUUGUCUAGGGACGGCGGGAUGGCUGCGCAGGGCGCGCCUCGCUUCCUUCUGACCUUUGACUUCGAUGAGACCAUUGUGGAUGAAAACAGCGACGACUCGAUUGUUCGCGCAGCGCCGGGCCAGCGACUGCCAGAGAGCCUGCGUGCCACCUACCGUGAGGGCUUCUACAACGAGUACAUGCAGCGCGUCUUCAAGUACCUGGGCGAGCAGGGUGUGCGGCCGCGGGACCUGUGUGCCAUCUACGAGGCCAUCCCCCUGUCGCCCGGCAUGAGCGACCUGCUCCAGUUUGUGGCUAAACAGGGCAACUGCUUCGAGGUUAUUCUCAUCUCGGAUGCCAACACCUUCGGCAUAGAGAGCGCACUGCGUGCUGUCGGCCACCUAAGCCUGUUCCGGAGCAUCCUCAGCAAUCCCUCGGGGCCGGAUGCUCGGGGGCUGCUGGCGCUGCGACCCUUCCACACGCACAGCUGCGCGCGCUGCCCCGCCAACAUGUGCAAGCACAAGGUGCUCAGCGACUACCUACGCGAGAGGGCCCAAGACGGCGUGCACUUCGAACGCCUCUUCUACGUGGGCGACGGCGCCAAUGACUUCUGCCCCAUGGGGCUGCUGGCGGGCGGCGACGUGGCCUUCCCGCGCCGCGGCUACCCCAUGCACCGCCUAAUCCAGGAAGCUCAGAAGGGCGAGCCCAGCUCCUUCCGCGCCAGCGUGGUGCCCUGGGAGACGGCCAUCGACGUGCGCCUCCAUCUCCAACAGGUGCUGAAGACAUGCUGA